AUGCAAGCAAAGGUCGUACCUGUGCUGAAGCUGUUGGCAAGCCAGCUCUGCGUGCCGCCAGAUGAGCUACAGAUCUGGGAUCCAUACUUCUGUAAAGGGACUGUGGUGCGACAUAUGGCGCAGCUUGGAUUCACCAAGGUUCGCAAUGUGAACGAGGACUUCUAUCAGAUGAUCAAUAAAGACACCAUUCCGGAGCACCAUGUCUUCAUGACAAAUCCUCCCUAUUCAUCUGACCACCUUCCACGGUGCCUAGAGUUCUGCGGCAAACUUACGAAGCCUUGCCUUCUGUUGCUUCCCAACUGGGUGGCAAAGAAGCCUUACUUCUCCAAGCUGUUGGCGGGCAGGGUGGACAAUAUGUUUUUCAUAGCGCCGCUCGAGAGAUACGCUUACACCAUGCCUCCUGAAUUGGUGCCAGACUGCUGCAAGCCAGCUUGGGUGGGAGAUGACGGCAAGACGUCACCAUUUGAGUCCUCAUGGUACAUCAUCCUGCCACCAUCCAUUGGGUCCAAGAGGAUAUAUGACCGCCUCGAGUCUGAAUUACAGCAAAGCCUAUUCGGUUGCAUGGCGGCCAAAAAACUGCAGGCCUUGAAAUGGAAACUGAAGAAAGCGCGAGAAUCGCAAGCCAUCGGAUGCGCAAACGCCGGGCAGAAGAACAGGAAAGGUAAAGCCGGGGCUGUGAAGAAGAGUCUGGAAGUUGCCGCGAAAGGCUACGAGGAAGCCGAUCCCUGGGACCGUCGAGUUCGACUAGUUCUUGAAUUUGCCGAGAGAGGAGGCGCUUUUCUGUCAAUUCUGUCCCUUUGGGCAUAUCUGACGUCCCAUGACGUCCCAGUAGCCUCACGGCCCAUCAGGCAGGAAAGCAAAGUGCCAGUCCAGCCACCGAGCUUUCAGUCAACCGGCUUCAGUGACCAGGUGUCUGAGCUGCUGGAACUGAUAACGCCGUCAGAGGCGUCAGAGCGAGUUGCAACGGAACUGGCAGCAUAUACUGAAUCGAUAAUACAAGAAAUGCUCCCUGGAGCUUCGGUAGAAGGGUUUGCCAAUGCCGACAUACUUCGUGGAACUGCCUUUGGGGUAGCUGUCCCCGAGAUUGACCUGGUAGUUACUGCCGACCCAGAGUGCCUGGAGAGGCAGCUACAAGGCCGCCUGGCCAAAGGAGGUGUUCACAAAACUCGUAUGGAUGCCCGCAAAAUGCAAAAAUCUGCCAUACGGGCAUGUACAGAUCUCCUGGUAGCUGCUGGCGGCUUCAAGUUCCGCCGCUCUGCUUUCCGCUGUGAAGAGCCGAAGGUCACGCUCAUGGGACCUUCUACCAUGAGUGUCUCAGGGCAAGGCAUCCCCGUUGACUUUUCAGUGAACUGCGCUACUCCAGGCUGCCACGCCGCGCUGGUGUCGGCAUGCGCAGAGAUGGACGUUCGCUCGAGGGAUCUCAUCCUUCUUGUGAGGCGAUGGUCAAAGGACCGUGGAGUGUGCCAUGUGGCUCGUGGCCAUCUGUCACCUUAUGGGUGGACUCUUCUGACCAUAUAUUACUUACAGGUGAAAGCCGUGAUGCUCCCACCGCUUAGUGCUGUGAGAAGUGGAGCAGACUAUGUGGUGAAACCAACAGCAGAUCCCAACAGCACUCAAGGUGAAGGUGAGGAAGGCUCCAACCUGACUGUUGGAGACUUGUUCUUCGGCUUUAUAGGUUUCUAUGAGCAUGAAAUCGACCUACAAUGUGAGGCUGUGUCUCUGCGCCACGGCCAGAGGCAAGCCAGCUCACAGCCGGAGGUAGCAGAUAAUUCCGAAAGUGCUGAUCUGGGCGUGCAUGUUGAGGACCCGUUUGAUCCUGAGAGAAAUUGUGGAGCAAGCCUCAGUAGAGAGGGGCUUCAGAGACUCAAGGAAGAACUCGCCAGAGCUCAGCUUAUCUUGUCAGCAAAGGAGGAGGCUUCUUUGUCCGAAGUGCUUCAACCUUGGGCGCCUCCUGAAAGACAUGCAACUAUGGCGGCAGAGGAUAUUCUCACAUCUGUGAGUUAG
Symbiodinium pilosum is the source of this 2004-nucleotide messenger RNA. The record is from the annotation of a GenBank genome assembly. Lineage: Eukaryota; Dinophyceae; Suessiales; Symbiodiniaceae.